GACGGCCCCGGUGUCCCGGCGGUGAGGAGCGGGUUCCCUUCAUUUGAAAGGAUCCUCCGGAGCCGGACGGAUCUACGCCGACACACGCAGACACUUGUAGCCGCAGUAGGGUCGCGGUCUCUCGGCCAUGGCCUCCAUCGUGUGCCGGGUCCAGUACCUGGAAGACUCGGACCCGUUUAUCUGCACCAACUUCCCCGAACCUCGGAGACCUCCGACGGUGAACGUGGAGGAGAACCUGCCGCUCAGCGAGCAGAUCGCCGGGAUACACAAGCUGCUGGAGGCGCCUCUCAAGUUGGAGGAGUGCACCCUUCAGUUGUCCCCUAAUGGAAACUACCUGGACCUGGACUUGUCUCUGGCCGAGCAGAGAGAUGAGCUGGACAGCUUCUAUGAAGACGUGAGUAAAGGGAAGAAGCCCAUCCUGAUCCUGAGGACUCAGCUCUCCGUCCGUGUUCACUCCAUCCUGGAGAAGCUGUAUAACUCUCAGGGUCCAGAGCUGCGACGCUCCCUGUUCUCCCUCAAACAGCUCUUCCAGGAUGAUAAAGACCUGGUUCCAGAGUUCGUGGCCUCUGAAGGUUUGACGUGUUUCAUUAAAGUUGGAGCAGAGGCCGACCACAACUACCAGAACUACAUCCUGAGAGCUCUCAGUCAGAUCAUGCUGUUCGUGGAUGGUAUGAACGGAGUGAUAAACCACAAUGAGACGGUGCAGUGGCUCUACACGCUAACAGGAAGUCUGUCCCGUCUGGUGGUGAAGACGUCUCUGAAGCUGCUCAUCGUGUUUGUGGAAUAUUCAGAGUCCAACAGUCCUCGACUCAUCAGCGCCGUCAACACGGUGGACGGAAAGAGAGGUGUGAAGCCGUGGAGUUACCUGAUGGAGGUCCUGGAGGAGAGAAACGGCUCCGACACAGAGCUGCUGAUGUUCGCCAUGACGCUCAUCAACAAGACUCUGGCGGCUCUUCCUGACCAGGACUCGUUCUACGAUGUGACGGACAGUCUGGAGCAGCUGGGGAUGGAGACCAUCAUCCACAAACACAUCAACAACAAGGGGACGGAGCCUGACCUGCGAGCUCAGUUCACCGUCUAUGAGACAGCUCUGAGGUACGAGGAUGGCGAGAUGGACGACUCGUCCUGUAACCUGCGUAAAGAGCGAAGGAAGACGACCACCACCGAUCAGGAGGGAAGAAAGAGCCGCCGCUCCUCCAGUCAAAACCUCCCUGACCUCCUGACCUCCUCCGCAGGCUCCUCCCCCUCCGCCUCCCCCACCCCUCCUGCCUUCGUCUCCCCCUCCACCGCCAACGCCCCCUUGUCCCCGGCCAUCUCCUCCGCCUCCUCCCCCAGCCCCACGGUGGGCAGCAGGGCAUCGUCCCCGCUGAUCUCUGACCCCGGUAGCCCCGCCUCCAGUCCAUCAGGGUCCCAGAGAGGGUCGCCGCUGCCCCCCCACACUGCCCCCAACGGUACCAUGACCACAGAGCAGGAGAGCAGCAAGUCUCCGCCCCCCGCGAGUCGCUCUUUCCUCAGCCACCACAUGUCAGCUCUGGGUCUGAGCAGGAAGUCCAGACUCUUCUCCAAAGCCAGCUCCAUCUCUGAGGAGCCUUCAGCCGCCUGCAGCUCGCCCUCCUCAGACGUCUUCUCUCAGCAGGACAAGUCGUCUCAGUCGAACCAGGAGCAGCUCGUCAACAAGACGGAGUCUAAAACCAGUUUCAACUUUGGGGAGGCUGCCCUGCUCUUCUGCUCAGAGGACUGUAAUGUAAAUCCUGACAGGCCGGUUCUGAGAAGGUUUGAAGACACCUUCCUGCGCAGCCUGGCCGCCACGCAGUGGGAGAAGAAGAGAAGAAGUAAACACCUCAGCCAGUCCAGGCUGUCCUCGUCUGAUGAUGUCAUAACCCCGAGCGUGCAGCCCGCAGAGGAGGGCAGCAGUGUCACGUCUGAGGAGCUGUCGCGUCAGGUCUCGACGUCCAGCAGUUCGGACACAAACAGACACUCAGACUCCCAGAAUGAAUCAGCGCCGUCGAUGCAGCGUCAGUGCAGCACUCUGUCCAACGACAGGAAGUUCCUGCUAGACAUGCUCUACUCCAAGACCUCCAGCUCAGCACCUCUAAGCCCACCUGCUGCCGCUGCUGCUGACACCACAGAGGAAGAAGGGAACUUCCUGCCUGGUGGAGAUCAGAGCAGUCGGGGUCGUGUGUUGGAGCGUCUGACCAGCUUCAGCUCGCGCUCAGCCGAGCCGUCCAGCCCGAGUGAGAGCAGCACCUCCCGCAGGGCGGAGCUGGAGGGGCUGGAAGGCUCCGCCCAGGCAGCGCUGGCCCGUCUGGCCGAAGAAAAACAGAACCGUCACCUCCGUCAGCAGUGCAGCAUCGAUGUGGAGAGCCACGCUCGCCGCCUGGAGACCAUCCAGAUGACCCCACUGGGCCCCGGGGGCCCCGCAGACGCCUGGGACCAGCUGCAGCCGAGCGCCGCCGCCCUGCGCAUCAAAGACUUGGACUUCUCCGACCUGAUGGACGAGGAGGACAUCGAUGUGUUGGACAUAGACACCUUCGACUCCUCCUCUUCCUCCUCCUGCUUCUCUGGCAUCCCUCCCCCUCCUCCUCCUCCCCCGGGCCUGGGUGCUCCUCCUCCACCUCCUCCUCCCCCUCCUCCUCCACCACCAGGUGGUCUCGCCCCACCCCCACCUCCUCCCCCUCCUCCAGGUGCUCCUCCUCCUCCCUCGUCCUCGUCGGCGUCCACUCAGAAGAAGAAGAAGAAGACGGUGAAGUUGUUCUGGAAGGAGCUGAAGCAGGCCGACGGGCCGCACAAGUGUCGCUUCGGUCGGGGGACGGUGUGGGCGUCGCUGGAUAAGGUGGCGGUGGACACCUCGCGACUUGAACACCUGUUUGAGUCUAAAGCCAAGGAGCUGCCCGUCGCCAAGAAAGGACCUGAGACCAAGAAGUCUGAGAUUCUGGUUCUGGACCCGAAGAGGAGCAAUGCCAUCAACAUCGGGAUGACCGUCCUGCCGGCCGUCCACGUCAUCAAGACCGCCAUCCUCAACUUCGACGAGUUCGCCAUCACCAAGGAGGGGAUAGAGAAGAUCCUGACCAUGACGCCCACAGACGAGGAGAAGCAGAGGAUCCAGGAGGCUCAGCUGGCCAAUCCUGACCUUCCUCUGGGCACAGCGGAGCAGUUCCUGUUCAGCCUGGCCUCCAUCAGCGCCCUGACCCCCCGCCUGCAGCUCUGGGCCUUCAAACUCAACUACGAGGCUCUGGAGAAGGAGAUCGCAGAGCCGUUGUUUGACCUGAAGCUGGGCAUGGAGCAGCUGGCGUCCAAUCAGACCUUCAGGAGAAUCCUCGCCACGCUGCUCGCCAUCGGAAACUUCCUCAACAGCUCCAACGCGAAAGGCUUUGAGCUGGGUUACCUGGAGAAGGUGGUGGAGGUGAAGGACACGGUGCACCGUCAGUCUCUGCUGCAUCACACCUGCAGCCUGGUGGUGGAAAAUUACCCAGAAUCCUCUGACGUCUACAGUGAGAUCCCCGCCAUCACCCGCUCCGCCAAAGUGGACUUUGAGCUGCUGUCUGAGAACCUGGUGCAGCUGGAGAGACGCUGCAAAGCAUCAUGGGACAACUUGAAAGUGGUGGCCAAACACGAGACAAAGGCCGUGCUGAAGAACAAGUUGACGGACUUCCUGAAGGACUGCACGCAGAGGAUCAUCAUCCUGAAGGUCGUCCACAGGAGGGUCAUCAACAGGUUCCACUCCUUCCUGCUGUUCCUGGGUCAGCCGUCGUCCUCAGUGCGUGACAUCAGAGUGACCAGUUUCUGUCGGAUCAUCAGUGAGUUCUCUCUGGAGUAUCGGACCACCAGGGAGCGCGUCCUCAGCCUCAAACGCAAACGAGCCGCUCACAGAGAGAGAACCAAGACCAGAGGGAAGAUGAUCACAGAGACUGAGAAGUUUUCGGGGGCGGUGCCUCACGAGGACAGCCCCUCCCCGGUCUCCAUGGCAGCGGAGGCGGAGCCUGGUCAGGAGGAGGAGCAUGAGAACAUGAAGAACCUUCUGAUCAGCAGCAGCAGCAGCAGCAGCCUGACUGUAGACCAGAGAGGCCUGAGACGCUCCCGAGCCGUCCGCAGUUUCGGCAGGGUGAGUCCGUCUCACAUGUCUGUAGCCAAAGACGACGGGACGAGCUCCCAGGACGACGCCACAGACGAGAUCAUGGACCGACUGGUGAAGUCCGUCACCCAGAAUCCCUCAGACAGACCGUCCAGCCCCAAGACCCGCAAACGCUCCCGACUCAACAGGAAGUCAUUGAGGAGGACUCUGAAGAGCGGUCUCAGUGUGGACGUGGUUCAGGCUCUGGGGCUCAACAACAAGUCAGCGGACAGAGUCUGAGACUCCAGCUGAUCAGUGAACACUAUUGAGACUGAACGCUGUCGACAUGAGGAGCGACUUCCUGCAGGAGGAGGAUGAACACCUGUCUCCCUCCUCUUCCUCACUGAUGAUGAUCUAUUUAUUAACAUGAACACGUCGACAUGUUUGACUCGCUGACAGCUGACGAGCAGCUCGUUCAAACUGCCGCCAUGUUUGUUCUGACAUCAUCAUCACAGUGAUUCUUGUUGCUGUCUGAGCUGCUGGAGGAGGAGGAGGAAACAUCUUCAUCACUGAGACGACACACAGACUAAAUAUUAAGAGAGAUGUGACUACACAUACACACACACACACACACACACACACAACGUCACCACUAGGUCCAUUGAGUGUUGUCAUAAAGUCACAUGACCUUCCUCGACACAUCUGCACCUCAGACCUUCACACCUGGCUGCAGUGAUGUCACUGCUGAGCGUGGUUACAGCUGUGGUGGUUGUUCACCUGUUUCUUUGUUCUUUAAACACUGUGUGUGUGUGUGUGUGUGUGUGUGUGUGUGUGUGUGUGUGUGUGUGUGUG
Messenger RNA from Epinephelus fuscoguttatus (brown-marbled grouper), 4903 nucleotides. RefSeq names its product formin homology 2 domain containing 1 (gene fhod1). Gene Ontology annotation, biological process: cortical actin cytoskeleton organization; actin filament network formation. Gene Ontology annotation, cellular component: cytoplasm; cytoskeleton. Gene Ontology annotation, molecular function: actin filament binding. NCBI's taxonomy places the organism in Eukaryota, Metazoa, Chordata, Actinopteri, Perciformes, Serranidae. The transcript has 28 exons. The record is from RefSeq and is a predicted model, not a curated record. Bases 128 to 4351 code for a protein of 1407 amino acids.